AUGGUAGACCUUACUCCCGAAUUUCGAAGAUUGAUUAAUGAAUUUUCGAUAACAGAUAAGAGUAAUAAAAGAAGAAACAAUAUCCUUCCACCAACGAAAAAGAAUGUAAAACAAAUACAAGAUGAAUUUUUGAGAGAAGCCUAUCGAAUAGCUUCACAUAUAAGCAAUUUAAAGAGUUUUCUUAUUUCUUUUCGAAAAGCUUACCUAAAUAUAACGCGACAAAGUCCAACUAGUUCUAAUCUUUCCUCUUCAAAUCGAGAUUAUUUUGAACAAGGGUUAUCCUCUAAAGUUGCAACUUUAACAGAUAAACAACGUGAUGAGAUUGAUGUACAGGCUAAAACUAUGAUCCAACAAUGCUUAGAUAGGAUAAAAAAAUUGGAAGAAGCUGAACAAGUACGACAAAAUUCAAUUAUGAAUAAUACAUGGACAAAAAUUUUUUCAUCUACGUUUUCUUAUGAAGAACGCGAUGUUUUAGCCGCAAUUCGAAGUAGUAUCACAUGGUACUUGAAUAAAAGAUUAACUGAAGUAUCGGAAAUACAAAAAAAUCAACAAGAAGCUAGGAUUUUGAAGGAAGUUGAAAGAAGAGAAAGUACACUUUAUAAAACAGUUAAUCCUCAUCAUUCACGAAAAUCAUCAUCAUCUAUUCAAAGUAUGAUAACAGAAGAAAAAGAAUCAUCAUCAAAAAACGAAGACAAUAUAAUUGAUGAUUAUGAUCUUGAUCAACAUUUAUCUGCAGAACAGAAAAUGAUGUUGGAAAUUGAGAAUGAAACUAUGAUGAAAGAAUUGGCAACUACUUUGGAACAAGUAAA
Diversispora eburnea is the source of this 809-nucleotide messenger RNA. NCBI's taxonomy places the organism in Eukaryota, Fungi, Glomeromycota, Glomeromycetes, Diversisporales, Diversisporaceae. The record is from the annotation of a GenBank genome assembly.